CAUGGACCCUUUACGUUGCCGCUGUCGUUCCUCUCUUCGAACUUCAUGAUUCUGCCAUACCCACUACUAUCUAGAUAAUUCUGUCCCACCCAUGCCGGACCACGAGCUCCGCCUCCUGUCCCUCGACGGAGGCGGCGUACGAGGCCUUUCGAUGCUUCAGAUCCUGAAGAAGCUCAUGGAAGUCGUCGAUCCGGAAUCGCCGCCAAAGCCAUGUGACUAUUUCGAUAUGAUCGGUGGCACUAGCACUGGCGGUCUUCUCGCGAUUAUGCUUGGCCGGCUUCGGAUGACGGUCGACGAGUGCUUAGACGAAUAUGUUUCGCUAUCCGACCGCGUAUUUCAGAAACAGCGACACCGGGUGACACUCAAAGGCAACGUCCAGGGACGGUUCGAUUCGGCCGAGCUAGAACGCGGGAUCAAAGAGAUCAUUGUAAGGCAAGGCCUAGCAGAGGACGCGCUAUUGAAGGACGAUGCGGACGCUAAGUGCAAAGUGUUCGUGUGUGCAACGAGUGCGGAAACGAGCGACACAGUACAGCUUACCAGCUACCGCUCGCCAGGCGGCAGCGAACAAUUACUCCGUUCAACCAAGAUAUGGGAGGCAGGUCGAGCAACGUCGGCAGCGUCGUCCUUUUUCGAUCCCAUCACGAUCGGCGACUUCAACGAGGGUUUUGUCGACGGCGCUACAGGAGCGAACAAUCCGGUAUACGAGGUGUGGAACGAGGCUCAAGACAUAUGGCCAUCUGGCUCGCUUGAAGAAAAGAUUAGCUGUUUUGUGUCGAUAGGGACUGGCGUGCCAUCCCUAAAACCGUUCAGCAAGAAACUAGUCGGAAUUCCCAAGAAUCUUGUGGCGAUCGCUACAGAAACUGAGAAGACUGCAGAGAGAUUCUGUCGCGAUAAGUCGGCCCUCGACAACAAGGGACGGUACUACCGAUUCAACGUACUAAGAGGGCUGGAAGACAUCGGGCUUGAAGACUCGAAGCAGAAGAAUGCGAUCAUUGCGGCCACAAACCGAUACAUCAAGUCUCAGGCUGUUACCAAGCAGAUGAGGGCUUUUGCGGAUGGCGCAUCCGGAAUUCCAUAUGUAGGAAACUACCGAACACCGUUUAGUCUGCGAGGCGUGCCUGUGGUGACUAAUUUUGUGGACCGACCCUCCGAUAUGGCCAAACUCGAGCAAGCCCUCCUGCCGCAGAAACAACAUCCCCGCAAGAAAGUGUUCGUGCUACAUGGUCUUGGUGGUAUGGGCAAGACGCAGCUUGCCGUCGAGUUCUCAAGGAAGCACCGCCAGAAAUUCAGCUCAGCAUUCUGGCUCGAUGGCCGAACGGAAGACAGUCUCAAACAGAGCAUUGCGACUUGCGCAAGCAGGAUUCCACAAGGACAGAUUGCAGAGAGCAGCAGUAUGCAUCAAGCUACGGGUGCUGGCGAUAUUGAUGCCGUAGUUAAGGAUGUGCAGAGCUGGCUGAGCCUGCCAGACAAUACUGACUGGCUGAUGGUCUUCGAUAAUGUCGACCAAGACUUCCGGGAACCCCAGGCUGCAUCUGGUGCGUACGAUGUCAGACGCUACUUUCCCGGAGCCGACCAUGGAUCGAUUCUCAUCACGACUCGGUUGGUGAAUCUCGCACAGCUCGGCACUGGGCUUCAAGUCGACAGGGUCGACAAUAAGCAGGCCCUCGCGAUCUUCCAAAGCGGGUAUGGGAGAGUCUUUGAAGAGUCCGAAGCUAGCAAGGAGCUACUGCGCCUCCUCAAUUGCCUACCCCUAGCACUAAGCCAGGCGUCCGCUUUCAUGCGAGAAACCGCGACUACUUUCGCCGACUACGUCGAGUUCUAUAACGGACAGUGGAGAGAAUUAAUGGGCUCUCAGAAUGACUCACAGACGCCACUCCAGGAAUACCAAAAUGGUAGCGUCUGGACAACAUGGACGAUAUCAUACCGAGCUGUUCGGCGGCGGGACGAGACUGCAGCAAAGCUCCUGCUACUAUGGGCAUGCUUGGACAACAAAGACUUCUGGUUCGAACUGCUCGCUCCCACACCCCAGUACUGGGAAAAGCGCUGGGAAGAGCACUGGGAAAAGCAAUGCGAAGAUCAUUGCGAAGAGUACUGCGAAGAGCACUGCAAAGAGCACAGGGAAAAGCACUGGGCAGAAUCGAAGAAGCUACCGGAGUGGUUUCGGACGGUUGCUGGCAGCAAAGUCGCCUUUACUCAAGCUAUGAAGCUCCUCAUCAACUAUUCUCUUAUCGAGGGAACACAAGGCCUGCCGAGCUAUGCCGCACACCCUGUUGUACACCAGUGGGCGUGGCAGAUGCAGGAAGAAGAUGCGCGAGCCGAGUACUGUUGGCUAGCAGCAAUUAUCAUUGGGACAGCACUUAUUCAACCAUCAUCCGAGAAAGAGUCCUGGGUAUUGCAAAGACGUCUCCUACCUCAUGCGGACCGCUGGGUCUCGCGUGGUUUCCAGAUCAUAAAACCUGAUAUUGGUACGCAAGGACACUUGGGCGCGGACAUUGCAGAUGCCCUUUUCAAUAUGGGUUCCCUCUACGCGGAACAGGGCAAGCUGGACAAAGCAGUGAAGAUGUACAAGCAAGCGCUGCAAACAGCAGAGAAGGCAGUUGGGGCAGAGCACACAUCAACACUUGCGGCCGUCAACAACUUAGGCAUUCUCUACACAAAACAGGGCAAACUAAGCGAGGCAGAGAAGAUGUUUAAGCAAGCACUGCAAGGAUACAAGAAUGUACUUGGGUUAGAAGAUGAAUUCACCCUUAACACGGCUAACAACUUGGGCGCCUUCUAUGCGAAUCAGGGCAAGCUAGGCGAGGCAGAGGCGAUGUACGAGCAAACCCUACAAGGAAAGCAGGAAGCACUCGGGGUAGAGCACACAUCGACAUUUGCGACCCUCAAAAACUUAGCCCGCCUCUAUGUACACCAAGGCAAGCCAGGCAAGGCAGAGAAGAUGUACGAGCAAGCGCUGCAAGGGACGGAAAAGGCUCUUGGCGCAGAGCACCCGUCAACACUUCGGAUGGUCGCCGGCUUAGGCAACAUCUAUAAAAUAAUCAACAAACCAAAUAAGGCAGAGAAGAUGCACAAGCGAGCGCUGCAAGGGAUGGAAAAGACACUCGGUGCAGAGCACCUAUCAACACUCGAUGAGGUCUACAACUUAGGCUGCUUAUACUUGAAGCAGGGCAGGCUAGGCGAGGCGGACAACAUGUUUCAGCGGGCGCUGCAAGGAUACAACAAGGCAAUUGGCCUAGAAAACAUCUCAACCUUCAUACCGGCGCUCCAAACGAUGCGGGCCCUCGCUUCCCUCCUCGUUCGUCAAAAUCGGGUAGAGGAAGCUAAAAUCUUGUAUUCGAAAGCUCUCUCAGGCCACCGAAAGGUAUUAGGGGAUGACCACCCUAAUUGUCGGGAACUGCACCACAAACUUGCACUCUUAGGCGACAAAGAGGAGCUAGCUCGCGCAGCGACCGAGAGAGAUGCGGUACAGGCCGAUGCUCGAUUACAGAACGCUGUCGAAUCUAGUGCAUGGCGGGAAAACCCAGCCUCCAGGAGGCAAAAAGUACUGCGAAUGUUUGGCUUGGAACGGACCAUCCAUAUCUCCUCAUCGUUUCCCAUGGCUCCAAUGCAGACAUCGACGCCGCUUCCAUCGAUAUCACCACAGCCCGUACAAACGUCAUGGUAUAUAACCUAAAUGCUCGCCCAAGUACCGGCUACAACUUCGUCUCAAACGGCCCGGCAGCAGGGUAUAAAUUGCGCAACAAAAUCGGGCUCGUCUUUGACCGGAACGGCGUGCUCUGGGGCGUCGAAAAGAGCACCAACGACCUCACCCGCAGCACCCGCCCCGACUCUCCCACCCCCGAACAGCACGUUCAACGACUCCACCUGUAUUGCAGAGUCAAUCUCCCCGGAGCUGAGCUUUCUGGGGUAUUCGACGCCACUGGACGUGAAGUUCGAUGUUGAGUACUAGAUUCUUUAUGUUAGUUUCCACAUAAGCCGGAACAGGCAGCAGCCCACAGGUUUCAAACUUUGUGGCAGUUCCGUUU
Messenger RNA from Mytilinidion resinicola, 4025 nucleotides. RefSeq lists its product as uncharacterized. Bases 92 to 3673 code for a protein of 1193 amino acids. The record is from RefSeq and is a predicted model, not a curated record. Gene Ontology annotation, molecular function: protein binding; ADP binding. NCBI's taxonomy places the organism in Eukaryota, Fungi, Ascomycota, Dothideomycetes, Mytilinidiales, Mytilinidiaceae. The transcript is spliced from 6 exons. Gene Ontology annotation, biological process: lipid metabolic process.